This is a messenger RNA of Dictyostelium purpureum, 417 nucleotides long. RefSeq lists its product as uncharacterized. The transcript has a single exon. Lineage: Eukaryota; Evosea; Eumycetozoa; Dictyosteliales; Dictyosteliaceae. The record is from RefSeq and is a predicted model, not a curated record. Bases 1 to 417 code for a protein of 138 amino acids.
AUGAAAAAUAGAAGAAAGAAUUCAAAGAAUGGCAAUAGCGACAGUGAUAAUUCUUCGGAUGAAGAGAUUUUAGAAAAUACAAAUAAUAAUUUACCAACUAUUAAUAAUGAAGAAAGGUAUUUUUUAAAAAAGAUAUUCCCCAUUCUACCCUCAUCCACAAGCCCACCAAAAUCUAAAUUAAUAUUUAGUAUAAUAUUGGACAUUAUAGGAUUUGUAACACAAAUCAUUCCUAUUUUUGGUAUAACAAUCUGGCCCUCACUUUCAACCUAUUUAAUAUAUAAAGUAUAUGGACCUGGUCUUCAUCUCUCAUUAUCUUUUAUUGAAGAAACAGUAAAUAUACCAUAUAGUUUUACCCUAUUAUUAAAAAAAAAAUCAAUACUAAUACUAAACAAAUUUAACUUUAGGUACCAGGAUUAG